AUGCUGCAACCAGCUGGUUGGCCCCUGCUGGGGUUGAUCGUGAUCAGUUUUGCAUUGGCAGCGUUCGGUCAGACGAUAAUUGGUAGCGAUGAUGUAAGUGCUGAUUUAUCAACAAAUCUUCAAGUGCAGUCACUUCUGCGACAGUUGCGACGUGUCAAGAGAGCACCUCCGAGAAAACCAGACUACGGUGUUCGCGAAUAG
Messenger RNA from Anisakis simplex (herring worm), 201 nucleotides. Lineage: Eukaryota; Metazoa; Nematoda; Chromadorea; Rhabditida; Anisakidae. The record is from the annotation of a GenBank genome assembly.